GUGGCGCUCGUGGCGCUCGCUGCCGCCCUCUUCGGCGCCCGCCCGGCGGCCUCAUCGAACCCGCUGGGGAAGGUGAUCGAACUGAUGGACAGCCUUACCGCCAAGAUCACGGCCGAGGGCGAGGCCGAGGCGAAGGCCUACAUCGAGUUCACCAGCUGGUGCGACGACGCCGCCCGCAACAAGAAAUUCGAGAUCAAGACGGCAACGACGCAGAAGGGCAAGCUGGAAGCCGCGAUCGCCAAGCAUGCCAGCGACAUCUCGGGCUCCGACGCCAAGAUCGAGGAGCUCGGCGCAAGCAUCGCAAAGGACUCCGCCGACCUGAAGGAUGCCACCGUCAUCCGCGAGAAGGAGGCUGGUGAGUUUUCCACCAACGAGGCCGAGCUUGAGGAGGCCAUCGACACGCUCGGCAGGGCCAUCGCCGUGAUCGAGAGGGAGAUGGCGAAGAACCCGGCGGCCUUCGCACAGAUGGACGUCUCGACCGUGGACAACCUAGUGAAGGCCAUGAGCAGCCUCGUAGAGGCGGCCGCCUUCAGCAGCGCCGACAAGCAGAAGCUCAUGGCACUGGUCCAGCGCGAGCCAAACACGGAGUCGGAGGGCCGGCCGGGUGAGCCCAGCUUGACGUGCGGCUUCUUCCUGGGGCCGCGCACGGCAGGCGCCACGGUCCGCCUCUACCUCGAGAAGUACGUGUCGCCCUCGGGGGACCUCGGUCAGCACCAGUUCAAGGUCGUGGAGCCGCUGGCGGCUAUCGCGCUGGAGCUGUCCAAGCUGCAGGCAAUCGAGGCUGACGAAGCGAUGCUGCGGAAGAUCGCGUCGCACCUGGUCGUGCCAAGAAGGCCAUGGCAGGUCGUGGGCUCGGACAUUUCCGACUGGGGCGUUGGGGGCGUGAAGCUUUCAGCGGCGAUCCGCGUGGGUCUUGUUCGCGUGGGGGCGGUCGCGGGUUUCAGGGAGUUGCAUGUGAAAAGACACGGCGCCUACGCGUCGCUGGCGAAGUACUUGGUGUGCGCCAUGGCCUGCGAAAAGGCUUCAGCGCUGUCCGAUCGUGGAAUGGCCAUUGGCGGACCAGGAGAAACCCGUGCUCGGCUGGACGGCGAUUAUCAAGCUAGCAGCAGCGGCGCGCAUUUGCUCGGGAAACAUUUCCCCAACCGGUGGAUGUCUGGCCACAGUGCCAACGACGUUGACGAGACUAGCAACAUGUGGGGCGACCCGCAGAAUAUCCACGGCGAGAUAGAGUCCAUCAGGCUGACGGCCAAGCAGGCCUGGAUCCAGCAGUAG
Molecule: messenger RNA, 1272 nt
Organism: Prorocentrum cordatum
Lineage: Eukaryota; Dinophyceae; Prorocentrales; Prorocentraceae
Source: the annotation of a GenBank genome assembly